UUUUUGACCAAAAACAUAAAAAAAAAAAAAAAAAAAAAAAAACUGAAGGCAAUAUUUUGGGGAAAAAGCUCUAACCGUUGCAAACUUUUCUUUUUCAUCAUCUUCAUGUUUCGGUUCGUUCCUGGCCUCUCCGUCCAUGGCGCAUCAUCAACGUUGAUCUCUGAGGAUGGCAGCCCCUCUGUUAUCCUUCCCCCUGACCAAAAUCCAUGGAACAAUUCCUCUGCAUCGCAAGAUGAACGUACCAAACACUUUUCUCUGUGUUGUGAAAUUGUGAACAGCAUAGCGCAAGCUACUCUCCCUACGGAAUUUCUCAGUCACUCCCAAUCUUUGUGGACCAACUAUAUUGUCGGAUACUUUACUGGUAAUCCUCCACAUAUAUAAAAAGUCCACGCAACUGCCAUUAAUAGACUGUGGUCUGCUCUUGACAAACCAUCAAAAAUAUAUAGACGCUCAGAACAAACAGAAUACAUUUUCUCGAGAAAAGUCCAAUCUCCGACCACGACGAUGGUUCCAACGGAGAUCAAAGACCGCCUAGCCCGUUCCUUUGAACAAAUGCGCAUCACGCGCAUCUUGGAUGACACAACGCUAAAGAACUGCUCGAACGAGAUCGCACGUGUUCUUCUUGACGCCGAUUUUCCUGAAUCGCUUGUGGCUGAGUUUGAGGGGCAAAUACAGACGGUCAUCGAUACCAAUGAGGCGUCGGAGGAGAAGUGCAACCUAAUAUACAAGACAAUCUUGGAAGAACUUUCUACGAUUCUAGACCCCCGAAAAUCUGCAUCCAUUCAGGGAAAGAAUGAAAGCAUUGUAAUGUUUAUCGGCCUACAAGGUUCUGAAAAGAGCUACACAUGCGCCAGAUAUGCUCGUUACCACAUGACAAUGGGAUUCAAGCCUGCUUUAGUGUGCGCUGAUACUUUUGCGAUCGAUGCUUUUGAUUUGCUAAAGAAAGCUUCCAAAGACAAGGUCCCUGUGUACAGAAGCCGCAAGAGAGAUCCUGCCAAAAUCGCCAGCGGUGGAAUUGCAAAGCUCAGGAAACAUAACCGUGAUUUCAUAGUUGUAGACACCACUAGCCGGCACACAGAGUGUUUUGCGUUGCUUGUAGAGAUGCGCCGAUUAGCCAAUGCAGUGAAACCAGAUCUUGUAAUAUUUGUCAUCGACGGGAGUGUCGGUAAGGAUGCAUUUGAACAAGCUCGUGCAUUCAGGGAGAGCUUCCCUGCUGGGGUUGCUAUUGUUACCAAAAUAAACACCUACCCAAAGUCCUUUGGUGCUCUCGCGGCUGUUGCCGCAGCAGAGUGUCCGAUGAUAUACUCCACAAAAGGAGAGAAGGGUGAGGAGUUCAAAGUAUUUGAAGCAGAGUCGUUUGUCAGGCAGCUCAUGCCAGCAAAUCAAGAUCAUGAACGUGAGGAUAACACUCCUGAAUUUGCAUAUACAUUGAGGAAAAUGCAUGCUUAUUUCAGUAAAGCAUGUCAGGGAAAGGUUUUGAGCGGUCCUAGGCCACUGGUAGACAUUCCAACGAUGAAGCUGUACAUCCAAAUAAUGGACAACAUGACAAGUGAAGAGCUCGAAAAAUCAGAAAUAAGCAAGGAACGUAUGGUGCAUUUAGCUGAACAAUCUAAUGUAGAUGUGAUUCAAGUUGUGGGCAUGAUGACAGUGUACAAGAGGAAGGCCAAGGCGUGGCUUGAGAUUGAGGAGAGAAUGGGUAAAUUGAAUAGUAUAUAUAACAAAUGGUACUUACAAAAAUGAAGUUGUAUGUAAUGGGAUGAGGUACCUAACCCGUCUGUGUUAAUGGUACCCGAGUUUUCAUUUGGGUAUGUUAACGAUAAGGAUGAGUCUUCAAUUUUAUGAGAAACUCAACCAAAAUUUCUUAAAACAUAUAAUACUAAUAGGACAAUUCUCUCAAG
Molecule: messenger RNA, 1898 nt
Organism: Brassica napus (rape)
Lineage: Eukaryota; Viridiplantae; Streptophyta; Magnoliopsida; Brassicales; Brassicaceae
Product: signal recognition particle 54 kDa protein 2-like
Exons: 10
Coding region: 505-1740 (411 amino acids)
Biological process (GO): SRP-dependent cotranslational protein targeting to membrane; SRP-dependent cotranslational protein targeting to membrane, translocation
Cellular component (GO): cytosol; signal recognition particle, endoplasmic reticulum targeting
Molecular function (GO): endoplasmic reticulum signal sequence receptor activity; 7S RNA binding; GTP binding
Source: RefSeq, a predicted model, not a curated record